UGAGUGUACCGUACGUCGUGCAUAGAGCUACAUGUAUCUAGAUAGCGCGUCGCAUUGGCAGGUGCUUUGCCUGUCUUCUCAAGAAGUAGAGUGCGCUUGGAAGAUCUGAACAGGACCAACCGAUUUCAUAACUCAAGCUAGCAUGGAAACUUACCUCGGAUAUUUACUAAGAUGUCAAAUUAUUAUUGUGCGACAGUGAUAUGGCGAACGUUAAAGUAGCUGUCCGUGUACGGCCUAUUUGUAAAAGAGAGGAAGAUGCAAAAGCCACAAUAGUUGUGAAUGAAUACCAGGAAAAUGUAUUAGGUGUGGCAAAUCCUAAGAUUGAAGGCAUCGAGGGAUGCAGUGAUCAUAGGGACCGUAUAAAGCACUUCUCCUUUGAUUACUGUUACUUCUCCCUUGAUAAAAGUGCUCCAAAUUAUGCCUCACAGCAGACGUUACUUCAUGCAGCUGCCUUAAAAUUGAGCUUACCCGAGCGCACACGAUGGGUAGAAGUCAAUCAUCCCGGACCAAGCGUCCUAUCACGAAACAGAUGUGUGAAAGAUGGGAUAGCGAUGAAAAAAAACAGACCAAGAGGAAGGGUCUCUAGGGCAUGCAGUGUAACAAAUUACCUAUUGGUUGUCCCCUUGGGAAUUUUUGUCAAUUUUUAUUCUGGAUAUUGGGCUGUGGAAGAAAGAAAGAGUAGUCAGUUAACAAAAAUACAGGGGGUAGGGGAAGGGACGUUUUGUGCCCCUUUCAAGAGCUAUUGCUAACAUUUUAGAGCAACUUCCCUUUUUCUCCGUUGUAUUUUUCUAAGUGACAGAUACAUUUUCUUUGCUAUUGGGCCUACAUGUACCGGUAUUUUCUCAUCAUAGUUGUCAUUUGUAUUUAUGAUUUGUUGUGUUUUUGUGUCAGUAAAAUAAUUUUAAAUGUUGACAGUUGUAUUUAAGCUCCUGAAGCACACCAGGUAAAAAGAAAUCAUAAGAAUAUUGUAGUUUUAUUAACUCGGUGUUAGACAAGAGAAUUAGCUGUUUGUAAUGGAUUUAAAUGGGGCAAAGAACUAGUAUUUCAUCGUUGAGGGGAAAAUGAUAAUAAAACUCAAAGAAAAAAAGGUGAUGAAUAUAAUUCAGAUUUUGACCUACGAAAGGGAGGAAUUUGAGAGGAGGUGCGUGUACAAUAGUGAUAAAAAUAUUGAAAGUUUUAUGUAUUCAAACAUAUUAUCAUCCAUGAAAUUUGGUUGGAGAUGAGAAGCAUCACAAGAAAAAGAGGAGAGAAAUCCUUAAAUGGAUGCUGAUGCCAGGGGAAGCCCUCAACAACCAAAUAUGGAAAGACUUCUCCCUGCAUGUCUGCAUGAGAUGCUGUUGAAAACCCCUUUAUCUGACAAUAGUAGGCCAAAUACCCUUGGCCAACAAGGCAUUCUGUACCCCAGGGAUGCAGCGGCACUUUAUUCCAUGAAUCAGACAAAAUCUUUUACCUUGAAUGUGCUAUUUCAUGUCCAAGUGUAUACACUGGAUGUACAAGAUGCAAAUACAUGCAUAGUAAAUUUGUUUUUGUGUAGCAAAAGCUGAUGUGUUUGAAGAGUGAGACAGGAGAGAAAAACGGCUCUUCUUUAUUAAGGUUUUUCCUUUAUUUUAAAUCAUACAUUAAAGAAAAGAACAUGGCUGUACGCAGACAUUUUUUGUUGGGGCAGCACACGUAAACUUUUUCGGAAAAAGCCUCAUAAGCGAGAGAGCAAUGCGACCAAGCUUGUCAUUGGGGUGCUUUUGCAUUUUGUCAAGUUGAAUUGAAUUUGGUGCAUAAUUUGGUGACUUUUGCUAAAAUUUUCAGUAAAAGAAUGUCAAUUUUCAAAUCCCCCCCCCCCCACUGCGAACAGCCAUGAAAAAGAAAUACAUGUACAUUGUUUUGUUAAAUGAUAGGAAUGCAUAUGUAGUUCAUUAAUUUAUCCGAACUACUUGGAAUAUAAUGAUUUUUGUCCUAGUUCUUUAUGAAAUUCAAUCAGUUUCAAUUGUUCUUAUUUGGAGCUUCAGUUGGAUAGAAUAAUAAACUUGCCUCAGGAUUGCUGUGCAACAACAAUGAACUGGCCUACAUGUACAUGUAAUAAAAAAAAAAUUAGAAAUGUAAAUUGGGUUCUUGAAAAAAAAAACUAUUUCCCAGUAUCAUUCACUGUCACUAUGAUUGGUGUCCAUUAUAACUGUAAAUCUUCCAAGAUGGGGCUUAACGCUAUCAAGUGGCCCCAAAUUGGCCUUUAGUAUGUAAUCAUUGCUUUAUAGUGAUGUAAUAUAUUAAUAGCCAGAUGUCCUUAAGGAGUUUCACAUAGAUUACCUAAGAUGAGUAGCCAUAUUUUGUAAUUAACAAACUGUCCUUGAAAACUGUGUUUCCAUCUGAUCAAUGAAGGAUCUGUGAAGAACAAGAAAAUGAUAUCAAAGAGGAAAUCUUAGAUGACGUUCUGUAUGAAAGGUAUAUUAAUACAAAGUGCCAGUCCCUAUAGAUCCAAGGACAUGUUCAUGUACAUGUAAUGUAGCUUUGCAAAACUUUAUCCCUGAAUAUCUAUAGGCCUACAUAGAAAGUUUAUACAUGAAACUUUUAUUUUUUUUAUAGAUCUAGCAGUCAGUCCUUUUAGCUGUUUAAUGUGCAAUAUUUAGACCCACAAAACAUUCUUGUAUUGAUUCCAAGCACCCAAGGUUUGGAUUCUAAAUAAGUUGCGUAUAAAUAUUGCGUAUUGUUCGCCUCCAUUGCACCAACAAUAAUGUCCCAUUCAUGCUAUUGUGAAAGUGGAUAGGACGUUGUCCUUUGAGUAGAAAGGGAGCUCAUCAAAUAUGGAUGAACCUUUGAAGUAAGACACCAUGCAGUGAUGGUAUGGAGUCUUCAAACACGCUUUUGUCACCAUCGGUCAGUCAUCGUCUCGAGGGGUGUCAUUCUGCUCCAUCACAUGGCAUCCGUCCAUCCUACAUGUAUGACAUAGAACAGAGUAUUGAUUUGGAGUGGUCAGUUGGCCCCAACACUGAAUGAAGCU
Lytechinus variegatus (green sea urchin) is the source of this 2989-nucleotide messenger RNA. Its product is annotated as kinesin-like protein KIF16B. The record is from RefSeq and is a predicted model, not a curated record. The transcript has 4 exons. Lineage: Eukaryota; Metazoa; Echinodermata; Echinoidea; Temnopleuroida; Toxopneustidae. Gene Ontology annotation, molecular function: ATP binding; microtubule motor activity; microtubule binding. The coding region runs from base 201 to 749 and encodes 182 amino acids. Gene Ontology annotation, biological process: microtubule-based movement.